Molecule: messenger RNA, 549 nt
Organism: Rhipicephalus microplus (southern cattle tick)
Lineage: Eukaryota; Metazoa; Arthropoda; Arachnida; Ixodida; Ixodidae
Source: RefSeq, a predicted model, not a curated record
UCACAUACACGAAAGCGCGCUGGACACUGGAACGGCAAGUAUCUGUAGGAAGCAAGACCAGGAGUCAAGGGGGCCAUCGUUAUUCACAACGUACUCGGGUCACCAGCCGAGAAGAGCUCCAUUACCGCUGUUCAAAAUGAAAGCUGCAGCAAUAUGCUUUGUGGUACUAUUCCUCGUUUUUGCGAGUGCGCAGUAUCCUCCAAAACCUCGCCCAUAUAAUCCAAGACAGUCGCUCUGCGUCUGGCCAGUGGAGUACCGUGUCUGGACACUCAACUGCAUGUACGGCCGCGUUGAACGUCAAGUGCAGCACCUAAUGCACCAUAUCCUCAAAAAAAGAGGGUGGCGAGUAGAAGAUUUUGCUCGGGCGUUGUGCAGUCCGUACGAGGUGAUCAAGCUCAGGUCGCACUUCCAGCAAAAGUCACAUCGAAAGCUCCUGGGAGAAGCUACUGUGGAAGCAGACAAGUGCCUCCGUUACCUUCUCAAGAAUAUAAAAAAUGCUUGAGCGGUACAACAGAAGCAAGCUAUUAAACAUAACGUUUGAAAACUUGA